AUGGAGUUGAGCCCUACGAUUCGCCUUGCGAGUUCUCCUUUGAUCGACGAAUGGGACUUCGUGCUUAGGAGGCGACAGCUCUUUCCGGGAGCUACACAACGCCUCGAACUUGGCAUGAGUGUCAUCUCGGAACAUCCCAGAUAUCGUGGCUUGGACGAAUUCUUCACCAAAAAUACCCCGGAUGCUCGCGAUAAUGCCAUGAUCAAAUGGUCUACACUCGCCAUACUCGAGAAGUUCGACAAGGAGACGCUCCCAUACGACGACGUUUUGAGUAUACUAUUGGAACCAACUUCGGACUUUGGAUUUACCUCGAAUCCAUGUACGAGGGCACGAUGGCGGAUGCAACGCUACACACACAUUAUGCAUACACUGGCUCGGCAACUGGCAUCGAUGGCAAAGGCAAGACAGGACUGGAUGGUGGCCAGUACACUCACAAUCAUCCAGACAAGAAAACCGUUGAAACAUCUUCCAACGCCCAAUUAG
Aspergillus mulundensis is the source of this 483-nucleotide messenger RNA. RefSeq lists its product as uncharacterized. The record is from RefSeq and is a predicted model, not a curated record. The transcript is spliced from 2 exons. The coding region runs from base 1 to 483 and encodes 160 amino acids. NCBI's taxonomy places the organism in Eukaryota, Fungi, Ascomycota, Eurotiomycetes, Eurotiales, Aspergillaceae.